Molecule: messenger RNA, 653 nt
Organism: Melanaphis sacchari
Lineage: Eukaryota; Metazoa; Arthropoda; Insecta; Hemiptera; Aphididae
Exons: 3
Coding region: 256-576 (106 amino acids)
Source: RefSeq, a predicted model, not a curated record
CGGGGUGUGAACUGAGAUAUAAAACUUUUUAACUUUUGGCGGGAACAACAUCGUCUUAUCACUGAAACAUCCAAAUGAAAACACAUAAUAGAUUAAAAAAUCUAUUCUAUGAUUAAAGUACACUGUGCAAUUGUGCAAUAUUAUAGUAAGUAGUAUGGUUAUGAAUCAUUUUUACCUAUUAACAUUAUUCGACAACAAUAAAAACGAAGAUAAUAAUUGUUUUUAAUUAUUAUUUGGUGUAUUUUAUUUAAAACCAUGGACGAAGCCGUAAUACACUUGGAACAAGUUGUGACUAAUAUUGAAAAAAGAAUAGACACCUUAAGUUGGAAAAUAAAAAAAUUUGAACGAGUUCUAUUUUCAGAAAAUGAAACAUCCCACUCGUGUAAAAUGAUGUCUAUGAUGGCCAAUUUAGAAGAAACAUGCCGUAAAUAUAAUGAAGUAUUAUUAUUGGUGACUGAACAUAAAAAUGAACAAAAUGCAUUCACUGAUACAUUACAAUUACAAGUAAAUUUAGUAAAAAGCAAGGUCGAAACUUUACGAGCAAUUAUGACAAAAGGAAGAACAAUUGAGUUCUAACUUAUUUAACUAAUGAUUGUUUAUAAAUAAAUAAAUAGGUUUAAGCAAAGAUAAUUUUUAUAUAAAUAUAUAUUUUU